Messenger RNA from Gossypium arboreum, 638 nucleotides. Its product is annotated as transcription initiation factor IIA subunit 2. Lineage: Eukaryota; Viridiplantae; Streptophyta; Magnoliopsida; Malvales; Malvaceae. The transcript has 4 exons. Gene Ontology annotation, cellular component: transcription factor TFIIA complex. Gene Ontology annotation, molecular function: RNA polymerase II general transcription initiation factor activity; TBP-class protein binding. Bases 155 to 475 code for a protein of 106 amino acids. Gene Ontology annotation, biological process: transcription initiation at RNA polymerase II promoter; RNA polymerase II preinitiation complex assembly. The record is from RefSeq and is a predicted model, not a curated record.
GGGUAUAAAAAGCCCCAAAUCGUCUCCGCCCAAAAGGAAAAAUUAUUUUCCCCUUUCACCAUAAAUUGAACGUUGAACUCCUCAAAAAUCUUCAAAGCUUCAACUUUUCCAAACAUCAGCGAUCCCUUUCACUCCAAAUUUCAUCGGGCGAAUAAUGGCAACGUUUGAGCUUUACCGGAGGUCAGCGAUCGGGAUGUGUUUGACGGAGACUUUAGACGAGAUGGUUUCAAGCAGUACUUUAAGCCCUGAGCUCGCUAUUCAGGUUCUCGUCCAGUUCGAUAAGUCUAUGACUGAAGCCCUGGAAAGUCAAGUGAAGAGCAAGGUUUCCAUUAAGGGACAUCUGCACACCUAUAGAUUCUGCGACAAUGUUUGGACCUUCAUCUUACAAGAUGCUUUGUUUAAGAACGAGGAUACUCAGGAAAACGUAGGUCGAGUCAAAAUAGUAGCAUGCGACUCAAAGUUGCUCUCACAAUGAAAUGUCAAAUCAGUGUUGCGCCAGAUGAUGGUGGAAGGGGAUGGUUGACUGAAGAUUGGACGACACACACAUAUAUAUAUAUCUAAUAUAUAUAUUGUAAGCCAUCAACCUUUAUGGAUGAAUUAUUCUGUUUUUAAUUUUAUUUUUCUUUCUGAUAAGAUAA